AUGAGUGUUGCCAAAACUGUCGACUUCCGCACGUUUACGUUCGAGCUGUGGGAAUGUUGUGAUGCGUGCGAAGACAGUGAACUAUCAACCGAAGAUGUCUACAUUGAGAAUGUGUGUUUGGGAAACCAAAGAGUGCCAAAGAAGGAGCCGUCUGUCUUAGGUCUGACACCAGAAGGCGUUUUGUUGGAGCUGCUCAAACAUGUGGAGAAUCGUUCGCAGGACAGGUCCCCGGCAGAUGGAGGAGCCGCGGAGAGUUCCGUGGAAGGGUUUCUCUCAUGGUUUCUGUCGGGCAUGCCGAUUGCCCUGCACCCGCUCAUUCUAGUGCGGCUGCUACAACAUUGCCUCAUCGGCAAAAUUCGCAAGCAGCGCUCGAAUGACCAGCGUGCCAUACAGGCGCUCGCCAACAACCAGAAGGAACGGCAGCCGCGCCCGUCGCUCACCCUCAACUGUCAGAACGACCUCAACCGCAAGCCGGACACGUCUCCGAAGCAGCGGGUUCACAUCAACUUCGCAGUCGGUGCGAUCGGCAAGAGCCUUGCUCUGGCGGCGCAGGCGGGCGAGCUGAACAACGUGGCGCGCUCUGGCAGCGGCGGCGGCGGGAAACAGAAGAACGCCUCGCUCGAGCGCUUGAACACGAAGAACGAACUCGGGUCGCCGCUCGUCGUGCCAAAGCCCCCGCGCUUCGCCACUUGGGGCAGCUUCAAGCGGAAACAGCAUUCGAAGUCGACGUUUACAGGUGCUGGCAUGUGCGAAUGUUGGGCCAAUCUGGGCAAUGCAGAGGCCAACAUCGCUCGGGAGACGUCCGCCGCGGCAGCCGCCGCCGCCGCCGCGACGCACGUCACGGCCGACGACGUCGUCACGGAGAUUGCCGACAUCAUCCAGUUCCAGCACGACAUCGUCCACCUGCCGCCAGACGACAACAUGGGCGGCGGCGGCGGCGGCGGCGGCGGCGGGGCGCUGCGGCGCACCAACUCGCUGCCGAGGCUCGCCGCGCGCGCGCUAUGCCUGCAGAAGACGUCGUGCGCGGCGGAGGAGGUGUUCGUCACGCGGCUGCGCAGCGGUUCGCAGCCCGGCACGUGGUCGCCGCGCCGACCCGCGCUCCUGCCGGGGGUGGCGCCCACCCCCGCUGCCGGCGAUGGCGGUGGCGGGGGCGGUGACGGCGGGGGAGGCGGGCAGAGGCUGAAGGCGCCAAAGCAGCCGUGCCUGCACGACCUGCGCACGCAGUCGCCGACCAGCGAGCUACCUAUCCUGCACAGGUGCGUGGGGGUAUCCCGACAGCUCGGUAUCGGCACGGAAAAGAUAGUGUUGCUGGACAGCAAGACUAAGGCUCUGGCGAAGGCACAAUCCACACUGGACCUGCAGCAAUGGAGGACCGGUGGUGGACGAUCACACGACAGGCUGCUGCUGGAGUUUCGCGGCACCAAGUGGUCGUUUGUGAUGCCGACUGCGGUGUCCAUGCAGGCGAUCAGCGUCGUGCUGUGGGAGAUCAUGCAGGACAGCGACGGGAAGUUCCUCGACGACAACAUCAUCGGAAAUUCAGAGAGUUUAGCGCAGGAGAUCAAUAAGCGCCAGCUUGCGUUGAGGCCAGCUUCCGAUCAAGGCAGCGUCUACUCGAAAGAACUGGAGAGCCUGCAGAAGAUGCUGCACUUUCCCGAAGAAGUGGCCCUGUUGCUAACGGAAACCGAGUACACGCUCUUCCGCAAGGUGUCGCCACUGUGCUACGUGCGGCAGGUCACGUGUGAUCUGUCACAGCUGCGGGCAGACGAUUCUCAGAAGACGGUCCAGGAUUUGAUAAAGCGAUUCAUUGAGGUCAGUUCGUGGAUCACACACAUCAUCAUCUCUCAGCCGAAGCACGAGGAUCGCAAGGCUGUUCUCUCCUGCAUCCUGCGCGUUGCCACCACCUGCUGGAGCAUCGGCAACUUCAAUGCUGCCGUCGAGAUUCUAGCUGGCCUGAAGUGAGUGCAGAGAUUAAUUGUCGCAUUGAUUCUGGUUUUGGAGAAAAUACACGGCGCUAUACGUCGGCGACUGAGUCGCUCGCUGUUUGUUGGGUUUAGCAACGAGGAUGAUUAUGACAGUGAUGACAGCGACUACGAGCUGUCCACGAGUACGUACAAGCCCAUCCACGCUCCCAGCCAGACUCACGGAAUCUCGUUCAUUCCAACCAACUCUAGCAAGACCAACUUACACCACCUGCAGUGCAUGCAUCAUGGAACCACCGCCCUUCAUUGGGAUGAAGACAAGUCUGUCAUGUGCUAUGUCAAGCUAGAAUAUGGUAGUGCCAUUCUCACUUGGUGCCGGACGCUGUGGAGUGCUCUGCGUGGCAAUGGUGCGGCCGACUACGUUCUCAGUAGUGACAUGACGGCACCCGUCUCCUCAGGGCUCAUGGGAAAAUACCAGAUCGGGGGCGACGUAUGUCUGAACGGCCUUGAGGACGGCUACAUAGAGCUGACCUACGUCAAGGAUGCGGUGCUGGAAGAGGGCGGCGUUGACAUGGUUACGGUGACUCGUCGCCAUGGCGUUGACGACAGCGAGAUGAAGUGCAUCACGCUGGUCUACGGCGUCAACCUCUCCGACAAUCGUGUGCUAAAGUUUAUCUUGCCAAAACACAGUGCAGAGCUGUGGUACGAAGGACUCAGGAACGUGGUCAGUGGACACCAGAGGCAGCGGCGCCUCAGUGACCAGCGCAUACAGUGGCUCAAGGAGCAGUUUCUUCAGCGUUACUACGACGGCGAGGACUGCCAGGGGCCGACCCCUGCCGAUGCCAUCAAGAUGUUCGGCGGGCGUAAGUGGACCCUAGGUUCCCUCGUUGUGUCUACGAGCGUGUCAGAAGGUGGCUCUGCGCUCAGCUUCCGUCGCGGUUCCAGCUUCACUGUCGGCUCGACGACCACCAAACUACUGAAGAAAACGAGCAGGAGCUCCCUCUAUGCAAAGGACACGAAGAACGGAGAUGCCACAAAGUUGCUGAGCAGUAGUCUACGGCUGAAGAAGAAGACGAAGGAACUCAGCCCUCCCGUUCACAGAUGCGCGCUACCGCCGACGACGACGACGACGACAGAGAAAGCCUCCCUGACGAACGACGACGCAGACCUUGACGCACAGCCGACGAAAUGUCCCGGACAGAAGGCUGUCUCUCUGACAUUCAACUUUCAAGAAAGACUGAAGCCAAAAGGGAAACCGUCGCUGAGGGAUGAGGCACCGCCGCAGCACGACAUCGCCAGCCAGCAGACGGCGCUAGAGUUCCACGGCUUCGUCGAUCUCUUCAAGGCGUUCAGUCUUCGCUCGCGCAAGGACCUGAAGGACCUCUUCGAGUACCUCAUCGAUGUGAUCGGGUCGACGAGCGAGGAAGCUGUGGCCGUUAAAGAGCAGCAGCAUCAUCGCCACACCGCCUCCGUUGAAGACGACGACGACGACGACGUCGACGAGGAGGAAGAGGAGGAGGAGGAGGAGGACGACGACGCGUUGGCUAUGUCGGCUGCAAUACGCACGACGGGGAAUCUCGGUCUGAUAACGCGAAACAUGCCCGAGGACCUGAUCGAGAACGGACAGCGGAACAAGGUUUGCGACGCGAUCGCCGUCGCCAGCAUCGUCGCCAACUGCGCGGGCGUGGAAACGUCGAAGGGCGUCACGAUGUCGGCCAAGGACUUCCAGACGUUCCUCAGCGAGUACCAGCAGGAGACGCUGAGCGAGAGCGACGUGCUCUGGCUUAUACAGAUCCUACGACCCGGUAAGGCCGCUAGAUCACUUGUCCCGAUGGGAUUCGCGAGGCCGGCACAGUCGAUACUGGAGAAUUCUGGACUAAAGGCCUCUAAACGCCGGAAAGCUCGUCAAAGGAAGUUCUUCCUUGUCCCGACCGGACAGCUGGUGGCAGACAUCUGGUCCGGGCUUCUCGGCGAGCGAGACCGGGAGUACAACGCCGAGACUGCCCUCAGCUCCGACGCAGCUGAAGUACAAAGACAUCCUGAAGGAACAAAGAACAUCGCGAGCUCCGUGCAGCCGGAUGACACAGCGCGCAUGUCGUCGCUCGCAGGGCGUGUCCGCGAGCGCGGUCGCGGGAAACAGCCUCCUAGGUUAGCGAGCUACAUGAGAAACAACAGCAUUAUCUCUACUGGCAGUGGGUCAGUUCACGAUGAAGAUGAUGACGAUUCUGAGAUGGAAGAAUACGAGGAUUACAUCAUCGAUAGCAGUAAGAAAAACAUUCUAGUAAAUCCAAGGUCAGAACGGCAGUUGUAUAGCAUGCAGUUAACUGAUUCGUGUGCGGAUUACCUCACUGGCAGUUCCUAUAGCUUCCAUUCCACCUAA
Molecule: messenger RNA, 4299 nt
Organism: Priapulus caudatus
Lineage: Eukaryota; Metazoa; Priapulida; Priapulimorpha; Priapulimorphida; Priapulidae
Exons: 22
Biological process (GO): positive regulation of GTPase activity; Ras protein signal transduction
Cellular component (GO): plasma membrane
Molecular function (GO): guanyl-nucleotide exchange factor activity
Source: RefSeq, a predicted model, not a curated record